Messenger RNA from Magnolia sinica, 537 nucleotides. RefSeq lists its product as uncharacterized. The record is from RefSeq and is a predicted model, not a curated record. NCBI's taxonomy places the organism in Eukaryota, Viridiplantae, Streptophyta, Magnoliopsida, Magnoliales, Magnoliaceae. The coding region runs from base 1 to 537 and encodes 178 amino acids. The transcript is spliced from 2 exons.
AUGCAGAACGAUAAGGUGAUCACUUAUGCCUCUCACCAACUGAAGAAACACGAAGAGAACUACCCGACUCAUGACCUGGAGUUGGCAGCAGUAGUCUUCGCCUUAAAGAUAUGGAGGCAUUACCUAUACGGAGAGGAUUUUCAGUUAUUCUUGGCCGAUGCUUUGAGUCGAAAGAAGAAACAUGAGCUGGUAGCCACUCUAAUGAUCAAGGAGUGGGAGAUGGUGAAGUUUGUUCAGGACUUCGACAUCCAGCUUACGCUCAAUGAGCCAGAUGUGUACGUAGCACUUUUGAUUGCAGAGCUUACCCUGGUUCGACAAGUAAUCACUACCAAGGACAAGGAUGCAUGGCUCAUCAAGAUGAAAGAGAAGUGUAAGAACGAGGAAAUGCCUGAUUGGAGGGUUAGUAGUGACGACGGUCUUCGAUAUCAGGGACGAGUAUGCGUUCCAAACAACGUCGAUCUGAGAAAGGAGGUGAUGACAGAAGCACACCAUUCCAAGUUAGCUAUCCACCUGGGCAGCACCAAGAUGUACAAUUAG